AGUUUCUCAGUAACAGGACAAGCUGCAUUUUUCUGUCUUAUUAACUUCGAUAGACAGAAUUCUGUGUGAAUAUGCUGUACAUGGCAACCCUGCCACAGGUUGUCAGGAGCAGCUCAGCAAACAAAGUGCCUGGAGACUUCCACAACAAACUUUCUCUUCUUCUUUUAAUUCCCUUUCCCCCACAUCAUGGAUUCAUUAAUUUGUACAAAGUGUAAUAUGACUUUCAGAUCCAUGCAUUUUCUGGUGAAACAUAAGGAGAAGUUUUGUAUUGGAGCGGUUUCUCAAUCAGAGAGUCAGAAGAUAAGAGAAAAGAUCAGGAGGCAUCAGCAGCACCGGAGUUUGCCCAAGACUCAGGCGGUUAAGAGCAUGCAGACAUCUCAGCAUGAGCCUAAUCCUAAUCCUUACAACAAGCCAACAGAUCACUCAGACAGAUCAGAAGAUCAUUACACUCAAGACCUGGCUGAAGUUCACGAGUGCAAUGCAGUGCUAUCUGAUGGGCGCAAACAACUGGACAUGCAAAGACAAGAGAUUGAUUACAAGCUGCAAGAGUUGGCUGCUCAAAAUGGGAAAGUUGCUGAACUUGAGAGAAUGCUGUUAGAGCUGAAAGAACACGAGCAGAGAAACACAGUGUUACUGGAGACUCUAAUGGAUCAUCUACAGCAGAAUGGGCAGGACAGUCAUCAGAGCAAUGACACAAACCAGCAUGUAGCUAAUACUGAGGAGAGAGUAAUAGAAAAAUACAUACCUGUUUAUGGCUGUGGAGUGCUUUCUGCAGAAAUCAGUACCCUUCGCAUCUCCUAUCUCCAGAGUGGAGGAAAGGAUCCUCAAAUCCUGGCUCACCUGCAGCGUUUGUUAGACGCAGCCAUCAAAUUAGAAACACAGGCUAGGAAAACGCCUCUGCCCAAGACCAAACGUCAAAGGGACAAUAGAAAAUAUUUGAGCAGAGAACUUGUGUCCACAGAGCGUGAAAACCAGCGCUUGGAAGAGGAAAUCAUGAAACUGGAGUUAAGAAAGAGAACAUCCAGAACAACUCCAAACUUUCAACCUGCUGAGCAAGAGAUGAGAGCUGCAAAGAUGGACAUUGAUCUGUUAAAACAUGAGAUUGAGAUAAAUCGUCUGAGAAAGCAAAUUAUGAGCAGAAAAAUGGCACCCUCCAUAAUGACCUUUCCCCCUCUGGAGGAACCCAGAUCUCCACCUUUAACCAAACACCUCAUGAAAGAUUCAGAUGGCUUGUGUCCUAGUCCCUAUGAUCCAAUGACAGGUUUUGUGGUGUUUUAUGAUUUCCUCUUGGGCUUGUGCCCAUCAUACAGAGUUUGUCGGCUGAUGGUGGGGAUAUACAAUGGGGACAUAUGUUUGGGAAGCCCCUCCAUAUUACCCCCAGUUUACUGUGAUCCUGUAAGCUCUCCUCAGCACAGUGUAGAACAAAAGGCAAUCCUCGCCAGCAAGCAAGCAGUACCAGAGGUCCAGCCUGCUUCAUCGAUCUCUCUAGUGAUGCAGGUGCAGGCGUCAGGAGGUUAUGAUGUCUAUGGAUAUGAGGUGACACACUUAGCACCACGAGGCUGGCUGAAGCUCCACAUCUUCGACCAUCAAAAUCGUGUGAUUAGUGGGAGAUGGAAAGUACCCGUCCGUCUACUUCCAGCCAAACCGUCAAUGACGACGGCAGAAGUCAAUGCUGUUCCACAGUUGGACAAUGCGGAACUGUACCUGAGAAUCGUUAACACAAGAGAUGCUGAAGUUCAGAGCUCUGUUCCAAUUAGCAUCAACAAUGCUGGGAUCUACCAAUACCCCCCUGUGCAAACUCCUAGACACUUUUUGGGCAUGCAGAAGUCUCAUGAAGCCAUCCGAUCUCCAGCUGUUCAUAGUGCUCGGGUCCAUACAUCAGCCUUCAGUCAGCGCCUUGUAAACACUGCUUCUUAACCUGAAGUGACAUAAAAUGAGGUUUUGUCAGAGGAGAAAAAGAGACAUUUGACCAUUCACCAUUCUAAUAAAAGUACCCCAUUGUGUGUAUAAUUGAUUUUAUAAAACAAGGCAAAGCUUAUGUGCUAUUAAAUAUGGUUGGUAUGGCAGAGAACAGUGAAGAUCAAGUUUGUGUUACUGUGUUAUUGUA
Pangasianodon hypophthalmus (striped catfish) is the source of this 2107-nucleotide messenger RNA. RefSeq names its product coiled-coil domain-containing protein 17. The coding region runs from base 187 to 1917 and encodes 576 amino acids. The transcript is spliced from 13 exons. The record is from RefSeq and is a predicted model, not a curated record. NCBI's taxonomy places the organism in Eukaryota, Metazoa, Chordata, Actinopteri, Siluriformes, Pangasiidae.